Molecule: messenger RNA, 216 nt
Organism: Clunio marinus
Lineage: Eukaryota; Metazoa; Arthropoda; Insecta; Diptera; Chironomidae
Source: the annotation of a GenBank genome assembly
AUGGAGCGGAACGCUCGAAGUGAGAUCAAGUCAAAGGCACAGAGCAAGAAACGCAAAUUUAAAGAAUUAAACAAAGUUCUUUAUGGAACAUCUUUCGAUCAUCAUGAUCUUCAUGAAACAAAUCAAAAUAUUGACAUCAUAUUUCUCUUACAAUUUCGACCAAACUAUCAAUUACAAAACAAAGUAUCAAGAGAAAUGCUAGACAUUCAUUUAUAA